Messenger RNA from Exaiptasia diaphana, 1531 nucleotides. RefSeq lists its product as uncharacterized. Lineage: Eukaryota; Metazoa; Cnidaria; Anthozoa; Actiniaria; Aiptasiidae. The record is from RefSeq and is a predicted model, not a curated record. The transcript is spliced from 5 exons. The coding region runs from base 4 to 1062 and encodes 352 amino acids.
ACAAUGACUGUCAUAGAUUUGGGCAAUGGAUGGCGUCGCUAUGGAGACGCUGCUAUCAAGCUAUUUAGAGAGAAGAAGAACUGGACCGAUGCUCGUCACCAUUGUCAKUCGUUAGGUGGUGAUCUUCUCUCCAUUACCAGCUCACACGAAAACGACUUUGUCAACGAAGUCUUUGUCAAGCAKUUGAACUUGUCAUACUUCAGAGAAGAAUAUCCUGAUUUUGGAGUACCCUAUAAGGCCUGGAGAUUGAACCAWUYAGUGCCCACUGUACAGUUAAAAGGAACACCAGGUGAUGUAMUGUAUAGAUACGUGGAUGGACAGACUGCUUUGUAUUUCACUGGUAAACAAGGAUAUGCACAUAUUCCUCUUGUCGAUAUCAAUCCCGAGGGUUUUACCAUUACGUUUUGGAUCAAMAUWUUUCAUGGUACAUCGGGAGGAUGGCUGCAUCCAGUAAUUUUUGUGAACAAACCACUCUCGAUGGAAUUACCGUCGAAAAUCAUUGACUUUUAUUAUCAGUUUGGAACAACACAAUUUAACGUUUACAUCAUUGGUCAAAAUCAUGGAAAAGCAACACAGUUUGAAUAUAAUACCUGGAUUCACUUUGCGGUCAGUGGAAACAAGUCCACUGGUUUGUGGCAUUACGUCAUCGAUGGGAAAAAGAAAACUACYUGGASAAGYAAUGUCUUUCCGUCAAUYACAGGAAAGGAGAAUAUUCUUCUGGGUGUUAAAUCUUCAGGAGCAUUAAGAAAUAGCCAAACCCUCCAUGGAUACCUAAAAGAUAUAAUGGUGAUAAACAAGUCAUUGGACAUCAACAAGAUACAAACUAUAACUUUUUGGAAUGAGCACGGUGCGUGGAUUGGUCUUAACGACCAAGAAAACACUGGCCACUUAAACUGGUCUGACGGGACCCUUCUUGGUCAGUUUAUGCCUUUCUUGAGAAACAAGCCCAAACUGGCCCUCUCCGGACGCAAGUGUGUUGUCAUUGGUAAUAACGGUAAAUGGUUGGAUAAAAUGUGYAACACAGACAAUGAAUUUAUUUGCGAAAAACGCUUAAAGGGCUGAAUAAAGUCUGUUGAGACAUUUUUUUUUUAAUUGGGUUCGUACAAUCAGCUGUGGAAGUUACUUGACCUUACAKAAUGAGUGAAUUACGACAGGUCCAGAUGGGUUAAACGAGUUGACAUUGUUUUCCUGCUCCUCUAUGGACUGUGACCUCUUUGAAAUCAAUUGCCGAAACCACAAGACAGUCCAAAUCUUCAAGUUAAACCUUUUAAAUUGAACUCUCAGAAUGUUGAAACUGUGAAGACUGAUGUCAAGAAACUUUAAACUUAAGCGCGGGGAUGGAUCCAGAGCAGAUUCUUUGCCUGCGAGCGCAUUUCCCAUUUGGGAGGACGUAAUUUUUUUCAUAUAUCAGUAUAAAUGCUUUUUUCUGCUGUUCAUACUUGUGUUGUACUUUUAUCGAGAAAACUAGUAGCAUACUGUGGGGACACGCUCAAGUGCCAAGGAUCGUUUUGAAUUGCCACUCGUUUAUUGG